This is a messenger RNA of Asparagus officinalis (garden asparagus), 1126 nucleotides long. RefSeq names its product pyrrolidone-carboxylate peptidase-like. Gene Ontology annotation, biological process: proteolysis. The transcript is spliced from 5 exons. Gene Ontology annotation, molecular function: pyroglutamyl-peptidase activity. The coding region runs from base 259 to 921 and encodes 220 amino acids. Gene Ontology annotation, cellular component: cytosol. The record is from RefSeq and is a predicted model, not a curated record. NCBI's taxonomy places the organism in Eukaryota, Viridiplantae, Streptophyta, Magnoliopsida, Asparagales, Asparagaceae.
UUUUCUUCCCUUUUUUGUCUCUUUAACAAAUAUAUCUCUAAUUUACAAUCCCUAGGCUCAUUUAAUUGAGACCCUUCACUACUUCUCGCACCCAUUUUGAGUUCCUUUAGUAUUAUCCUCCGAUCAUCGCCGAUACCCAUUUCUUUUCUUUGUGUAGAGGGGCGAAAGGCAGGUAAUAGGAAACUAAGCUCAAUUAGGUUGCUACAGAAUCAGACUAUACCUAAUCGAGGAACAAAUAAAGAAUUAGAUUAUUGGUAAAUGGGUUCGGAGGGUCCUUCAGGUGUAACAGUUCAUGUUACCGGGUUUAAGAAAUUUCAUGGAGUCUCAGAAAACCCGACUGAAACAAUCGUAAGUAAUCUGAAAGAAUACAUGAAGAAGAAAGGACCACCAAAAGGCCUUGUUCUUGGUAGUUGUACUGUUCUUGAGACUGCAGGACAAGGAGCACUUGCUCAACUUUACAAAAUAUUGGAGUCUGCUGUUGCUAAGUUGGAUGAGGAACCUUCAAAUGCUGGAAGACAAGUAAUUUGGCUUCACUUUGGAGUCAAUAGUGGUGCAGCACGGUUUGCUCUUGAGAAUCAAGCAGUUAAUGAAGCUACUUUUCGAUGUCCGGAUGAACUUGGAUGGAAACCUCAAAGAGUCCCAAUCAUCCCUGCUGAUGGAGGUAUUACCAGAACUAGAGAGACAUCGCUUCCUGUGAAUGAUAUUUCUAAGGCUUUGGCAAAGAUGGGAUAUGGCGUGAUUCCUUCGGAUGAUGCCGGUCGCUUUGUGUGUAACUAUGUCUACUAUCAUUCUCUCCGGUUUGCUGAGCAAAACGGGAUCAAGUCUCUUUUCGUACACGUCCCUCUUUUUGUGACAAUUGAUGAAGAAACACAGAUGCAGUUUGUGGCUUCUCUUUUGGAGGUACUUGCGUCCUUGAACUAGAACUCCUCUUUCUUGACACUUGUUUUCUUCAACAGUCGAAAGCUUUGUCUGAAUGGCUGAUGAAAUUACUUUUGCUUCAAAGGGGUGUAUAUGAACGCCUAUGUGCAUGUAUCUAUUGACAGGUUAUUGUGUACGAAUGCAUCCUGUAAAACGUUUGUAUUUCACUGCAAUAAAGCUCAAGAAAGUUGAAGUCUUCUCCUUGAAC